UUUCUUCGCUCGAUGCUGGGUUUCUUAAUGGAUUCAAUCUUGCCGCAAUCAGAACGCAGUAUUACGGUGUGUUUGAUCGGUGCGUGAUCGGCUUAAUUCAUAGGAAAAUUUAUACGAUAAUACAGAAGCGAGUCGUACUAUCUCGACUACCGACUUGGAACUGUUGACUUUUUUUUGAGAUCGGCGUCUUUUUUGUAUAAAACGGAAGUAGGAAUUUGAAUACAUUACGUGCAACUAACAAUCGUAAACGCAUGUACUCUUGUACGAUGGAUGCUGAACGUAAACAGUAUUUUAAUAGAUGAUACACGAGAGACUUUGUUCCUAGGUACAACUUUUCUGAAGUAACGUUAAGAAAAUCCGGAAAAUUGGUGCAGAGUAUCCUCGAUGCGCCGUGCCAAUUGUCGGUCAACCGUUGAAGUCGCUGGCAACGGGACGAAGUAUAGACACAAAAUCAUUUUACAUUUUACUCUUUAGUAAUUUACCUACCAGAAGCCCAUUUAUAGAUUUUCUAAUUCCAUCGUUACCUUCCACAAUUUAUUAGCUGUGUUGUUGGUUGUCUACUCUCGAAAACAAACAUACCAGUAUACCUAGUAACAGUGUGCAGAAGUCGACUUUCAGUCUAGAUUAAUAUUCACGCCAGAUUAAUAUCUCCUGUAUGCAAUAUAUGCAUUUCCAUUCCAAAGAAUAAUACUAUCGAAUGCACAUGCACCAUUGCACUUGUACAAAAAAAUAUGGUACUACAAAUGCAGCACUCUUCGAACUAUUUAUCAUAAAGACACUGAUGACGGAGUUACGAUUCCUCACACCUGUUUGGCCCACCCUGUGUCUAUUCUAAGGUGUAGACUCUUUCUAAAUAGGCGGUGGUUAAAGUGUGAAUCGGGAAGCCUGUCCUAUAUAUCCUCCGUCUCGUACAGCAGAUUAUCCCGCGAACUAAGCCGAUCAAACGGUUCGAUUAAAAGUACCAUAUGUUCGAUCGGCGAAGAGCGGAUCACCAAAGCUGCUGAACCGUCGCGAUUGGCAGCAACGGUACCGAUCCUGCUCGUCGGACGGAGAGUGGUCGAAGUCAGCGAGCACCGAGCUUCCAGUAGAACGAUUAAUUCCAGCAAUUUUGACCCGCGUGCCCGAUCAAAGACGUCGCAAGUGGUCGAUAUCGGGUAACCGUCUACCAUGAGAUCGUGUUGAACCCGCUGACCGAAACAGCGGACCACAACAAUUGAAUCGUUUGACCCGUUUUUAUUGGCAAGUCGCACCAGUCGCGAAUGGGAAGCUCGCCAGUGCACGCAGCGCUCGGUCCGCAGUAGUCGCGCGGAUCGAAUCGGCGUGGAUUUUCUCGCUGCGUUCGUCAACCGAUUUUUGCUCGAACGCUUUCCAGCUUAACGGGGGAGGACGUUGACAAACGCGCGGCAUCGGGUUCGCGGUCUCGGAUUUGCUUCGUGUCACAAAAACGAAACGAAGGUGAGAUAAUCCUGCGGCCGGCUCGGAAACGUCCAGGGUCGGAAGAGGAACCGACCGAUCGACCAAUUCCUCGCUGGAGCGAUGACUGACGGAAGGACCAAUGGAAAAAUCACGACCAUAAGCGCGAGAUGCGACGACGUCGACGUCGAUGGAGCAGCGGACCUCGAGAAGGCGAUAUCGGCGACAGGCUACGGAACGUUCAACGUCCUGCUAUUGAUAGCUGCGUUGCCUGCGGCGUGGACAGGAUUGUUCGACACGACCACAACCGCCUUUAUUUUGGCUUCCGCGGAGUGCGACCUGCAACUCACGUUCUUCCGUAAAGGUGUCCUCUUGGCGUUUCCCUACAUAGGCAUAACGCUGACCAGUUUUAUGUGGGACCACGUGACGCCAUACGUCGGGGCCAGGAAUCUAUUCGUCGCGGGACUCCUGCUGGACACUGUCCUGAAUAUAGUCAGCACCGUGGUCGAUUCGUACUAUGCGUUUCUAGCGAUCAAGUUCCUGAGCGGUGUUCUCGUCGGAGGGCCGUUUUCGAUAGUGUUGGGGUACUUGUCAGAAUUUCACUCGGCGGAGUACAAAGCGGGCUUCACCAGGUGGGCAGGACUCCUCGUGAACGUGGGGAUCAUUGUCCCAGCGGUCAUUGCAUUCCUGGUCUUGCCUCUGACCUGGGAGGUCGAGAUAUUCGAUCGACGAUACAACACCUGGCGAAUCUACCUGCUGAUUUGCACGACAGUUCCACUGAUCGGUCUCCUGACGGCCAGCACCCUGCCUCAAACUCCCAAAUACUUACUGGAAAUCGGCAGGACCGAGGACGCUUUGAAUUUGCUGCGGACGACGUACGCCGUCAACAGGUGGAUGCCUGCCGAUACGUUUCCGAUAAAAAAGCUCCUCGCGCGGCAGGACGCGCAGCUAUCGCGGCGGUCCUUAUUCAAGGAGAAUUCCGAAAAAAUACGGCUCGCCUUGUACAACACCAAACAGGUAUUCUCCGGGCCGUAUCUGCGCACCGUUUCUCUCCUCGGUUUCCUCCAAUUUGGCAGCAUGCUGGCGUUCAAUACGAUGAGGCUGUGGGUGCCGCAUAUGUUCAUGAUUUUGAGCAAUUUCGACGCCGAGAGGUGGACAGAGGACCGACCGCCAACCAUGAGCGAGAUGCUGGAUCGACGGAGAACCGUGCCAGCAAGAGAUUACUUGAGCUGCCCGGAUUUCGACGACAUUUGCAUGACGUGGACAAUCAACGCGUCGGUGUAUCAGAAGUCUGCCAUGAUCGCGACGUCCGCAGUCACUGUAGCAUUCCUCGCGGGGAUAAUAGCCACUACCAAGUUUAGAAAAAAAAUAUUGUUGCUCGCCGGUUUCCUGAUAUCGGUCGUAGGCAGUUUCGGAUCGAACUGGGGACAGGCUCCUCUCUACAUGCUGCUAUUGUGCAUCGCCAUUAUCGUCACGACGAGAGUAACGGGUAAUGUCGUCAACGCCGUGAACGCCGAUGUAAUUCCUACCCUGUUAAGAUCCACCAGCCUUAACGUCCUGACAACCUUCGGGAACCUAGGAGCCAUACUGGGAAAUCUCAUUUUUUCCGCGCUGUUAAACUUGGACAGCCUCUACGGGUUCAUUGGCCUCGGUUGCCUGAUGUUCGCCUGCUUCUGCCUGUCCUUCCUUCCAUUGGAACCAGUGAAGCCGUCGCCGAAAAGCCUCGAUCGGCCCACCGUGUGACCUGCCAACGAGGAAGACGAGACAAACCGCACGGUUGAAACCUACAAACUGCGCCAGCAGUUUUCCAUUCACCGCAUCCUGAAUCCUGUCACGGACAGGAGGGUAGCGUGCUACUUCGCGAGCUACCGUUUCUCGUCGAUGCGGCAAUUUUAAUCAAUUUUUACGUAAUUUACUAGAAAUAUAUACAUAUAUAUUUUUGUAACUAUGAAACGACGCACGCUGUUCUUCCGCGCUUCGAGGCUCCACCCUUGCCGUUUCUAUUGUUCGAAGGAAACGAGAAUUCGAGAGUGUGUCGUUUUUUUACGAGGUUCGUGGAACGUCGGGUCAUUCGGACCAUUAACGAGUGCUGCAUACGAAAGGAGCGUCAAAGAAAAUUUAAUUAACGCCGUGUAUCGGUUUGCGGAACGUUAAUAACGCAGUUACCGCGAUAAACAAACCGUGGCUGCUCGCUGCGGAGCUGGUUGCGCAAGGUGAGUCGCUGUAUCGGAAUCGAAGGUUACUUUCAGCAACGCUCGAUUAAUUUUGCGCCAACGCGAAAAGAUAAUGCAUCGUGUCAUGUCGAUUGCGAAGCGAGAGAGAGAGAGAGAGAGAGAGAGACAGAGAGAGAGAGAGAGAGAUCGAAACGCGAGAGAUAUUUUUAACAACCCCUACGCCGUCGGUGGCCGACGGACCGCGGUAGCGGCAGGUUUAGUUGGACUAUAAAUAAUUUAAUACGUUCGAUAUGCACCUGCGACGAUUAAAGCAGGGUUAGUUUCUCUUUUUAUUCGGUCAUCGCGAAGUGCUUUCCGAGCGCGCUAAACCUCGGCUUAUCCCUUUAAACUCUCGUUUUGAACUCUACUCAGCGCGGUAUUAAGGUUGUCCGAUUCGCAGCAAGGUUACAAUUACGGUCGCGGAAUUAAAAAAAAAUGCAUUUGCAUUCCCUUGAUGCACAGUCCCCGUGGACCGAGAUUGAGAGAUCAAGAGCACUCCGAAGGAUGUUCUACGAUUACGCGAAAUAAUCCGAGCAGAUAAAAUUAACACAUCGAGGACGGGUGACGAGAUGAAGUCGAGAUAUCUCGUCUUUAACAACCCGAACGUACGCAAGAAAAAAAAAACGCCGUACGCAAUGUGUUAAGGGGCGCGUUGUGACAAACGACAGAUGGAGUAUUAAAUUGUAACAAUUUGUAGAAAUUUAAUUUAACUAUAACUCGUAUAAAUGCAAUUAUGAUUGACCUAAAUUUAAUUAAAUAUACGAAUU
Molecule: messenger RNA, 4393 nt
Organism: Hylaeus volcanicus
Lineage: Eukaryota; Metazoa; Arthropoda; Insecta; Hymenoptera; Colletidae
Product: synaptic vesicle glycoprotein 2B-like
Exons: 12
Coding region: 1537-3156 (539 amino acids)
Biological process (GO): transmembrane transport
Cellular component (GO): membrane
Molecular function (GO): transmembrane transporter activity
Source: RefSeq, a predicted model, not a curated record